Messenger RNA from Oppia nitens, 2926 nucleotides. Its product is annotated as calpain-B-like. The coding region runs from base 131 to 2776 and encodes 881 amino acids. Gene Ontology annotation, cellular component: cytoplasm. Gene Ontology annotation, molecular function: calcium-dependent cysteine-type endopeptidase activity; calcium ion binding. Lineage: Eukaryota; Metazoa; Arthropoda; Arachnida; Sarcoptiformes; Oppiidae. The transcript has 19 exons. The record is from RefSeq and is a predicted model, not a curated record. Gene Ontology annotation, biological process: proteolysis.
UGCCAUUUGACUGCUCUGGGAUUCAUACAAUCAUUUAAACAUAUGAGACAAUGUUGGGUGUGGUUAUAGAUACCUAAAAAUUAUUUUUUUACUAUUUUAUUAAAUUAAAAAAUAUUUAUUUAUUUACUAAAUGGGUAACCAAGUGUCCAGUUGUAGUAAUGAGUGUGUGUCAGGAAAGUUGCGACAAAAACAAGAUAACAAUAAUGUGCUGAAAGUUGGUGUUAUGAAAGAGGAUGAUAUCAUAUUGAAAGUCAAUGCCGACAAUAGACAAGUGCACAAUACAUGUGUUAUUACUCAACCCCUAUGGAGACAUUCGGUACAAUCCAUCGAUUUUAGACCAAUUAAUAAUUUUAGAAAAUUAGGUGAAAGAAAAUCCGGUAUUAAAAUCCCGGGUCAGGUGCAGGACUACUAUGAGAUUCGUGAUAAAUGUCUGAGAGAUGGUAUCCUCUUCGAAGACGAUGCCUUUCCUGCCAACGAUUCGUCCUUUUAUAUGUCUUCAGGAAGAGGAAGGCGUUCCUUCCAAUGGAUUCGACCGACUGAACUGUCAAACGAUCCCAAGUUUAUAUCCGAUGGUGCUUUACGUUUUGAUGUAAUGCAAGGUGAACUGGGCAAUUGUUGGCUAUUGGCAGCUAUCGCUAAUCUGACACUAAACGAGAAGCUCUUCCACCGGGUUGUGCCACACGACCAGACAUUUGACAAACCGGAAUACGCAGGCAUAUUUCACUUCCGUUUUUGGCAAUACGGCAAUUGGGUAGACGUUGUCGUCGAUGAUAGACUUCCCACUAUUAAUGGAAAACUAAUGCUUAUGCAUUCAAAAGACAAACACGAAUUCUGGAGUGCUUUGGUCGAGAAGGCGUACGCAAAACUUCACGGUUCAUAUGAAGCACUUAAAGGUGGAACCACUUGUGAGGCAAUGGAAGACUUUACCGGUGGUCUGACUGAACAUUUCGAUUUGCAAUCAAACGAUUGUCCGCCAAAUCUACUUAAUGUUAUGCUUAAGGCUUGCGAACGGAUAUCAUUUCAGGGCUGUUCUAUUGAAGCAUUGGACGCAUCGCAGAUGGAGGCAGAGAUGUCUAAUGGUUUAAUUCGAGGACAUGCCUACUCAGUAACUGGAGUAAAGUUGGUUCAAUUAAGUACGCAUAAAGUUCAGGGAAAGAUACCAUUGGUUCGGGUGAGAAAUCCAUGGGGUAAUGAAGCCGAAUGGAAAGGACCCUGGAGUGAUAAAUCACGGGAGUGGACAGUGGUUCCCGAAUACGAGAAAAAACAAUUGGGACUCACUUUCGAUGCCGACGGAGAGUUUUGGAUGGCAUUCAAGGAUUUCAAAGAAAACUUUACUCGACUUGAGAUAACAAGUGUAUCACCGGAUUCACUACAAGAUGACGAAAAGCGUCGUUGGGAAGUGUCAUACUUUGAGGGAUCAUGGAUUAGAGGCAUAAGUGCUGGUGGAUGUCGAAACCAUUUGCAGACAUUUCAUUUGAAUCCUCAGUAUUUGAUAACACUAGAAGAUCCGGAUGAAAAUGACGAUGAAGAUGCCUGCACUUGUGUUGUGGCACUCAUGCAAAAGAAUCACCGUUUGAAACGAAAGAUGGGUUUAGACAGUCUUACCAUUGGAUUUGCUAUCUAUGAGGUCAAAGACGGACACUUUGUUACCGAUGGACCAAAAUAUGAGUCGAAAUUUAAACCACAGAGAGAACAAGUAUUGACAACUGAAUACUUUAAAUACAAUGCAUCGGUGGCUAAAUCGCCCACUUUUAUCAAUUUGAGAGAAGUGAACGGAAGAUUUAAACUGAAACCAGGCAAAUAUUGUAUCAUUCCGUCGACCUUUGAUCCCGGAGAAGAAGGAGAGUUUCUCAUCCGAUUCUUUACAGAAAAGCCUCCCAAAGAUAUUCACGAAAGCGAUGAAGACAUCGGAUUAGUCGAUGACAAAAACGCCGGCAAAACCAACGGAGUUACCGAUAAUCUGGUCGGAGAUAAUGAGCCUAAAGAGCCGGAACCGACCGCUAAUGUUGCAAACACUGACAAUAAUGUUGAUGUGAUUCAAACUGUUUUGACAAUUAUUAAUUUAUUCUCCAAUUGUUGGAGAGUUAUUCAAAAUGCAGAAGUGACUGAAGAAGUAACUGAAAGAAGAGCCAAACAAUCGGAAUCACAGAUAACCUCAUUCUUUGCCAAAUUGGCCGGUGAAGACAUGGAAGUGGAUGCCAUUGAAUUGCAAGAGAUAAUGAAUCACGCGUUGAAAAAAGAGUUCAAAUUUGAUGGAUUUUCACUCGAGUCGUGUAGAUCUAUGAUAGCUAUGCUGGACGAGGACAGGACGGGCAAACUUGGUAUGAAUGAGUUCAGUCAACUUUGGCGAAACAUCCGCCAGUGGUGUACUAUAUUCAAGAAACACGACACCGAUUCCAGUAAUACUAUAUCUGCCACUGAGCUGAGGUCAGCCUAUCGCGAGGUCGGACUGAAUGUGAACCGUCGUAUUCUCGAAAUUCUGAUAUUCAGAUACGGUAUCAUAAGUUCGGGCAAUAAAAAAGAAAAAAAUACUGAAAAAUCGCUAACAUUUGACGAUUUUAUACAUUCGUCGAUGAAAUUGAAACACGCGAUCGACAUCUGGACCGCUAAAAACAAACAGCCGACAAGCGGUGGUCAGUCACCCAGUGGUGGACGAGUGCUGCCGUUUGGCAACACUGGUUACAACACAUCCAACAUCGGUAACAAAAACAUCGCCUUAAAUACUAAUUCUUCGUUUACUCUCGAAGAGUUUGUCGAAAGAAUCUUAUAUUGUUAAACACAAUCGCCAAUAGAUUUGUCUUUAAACUUAUUUUGCUUCAAAGUUACUCAAUAUACUGUAAAUAUAUACUGUAUAUAAAUCAGUAUAUAUACAGUACAUUGUAUUAAAAUCUGCCUCAAGUUUAUGUGAAUAAUAUACAGCAAGUAU